Zea mays is the source of this 1763-nucleotide messenger RNA. Its product is annotated as laccase-25. Lineage: Eukaryota; Viridiplantae; Streptophyta; Magnoliopsida; Poales; Poaceae. Gene Ontology annotation, molecular function: hydroquinone:oxygen oxidoreductase activity; copper ion binding. The coding region runs from base 36 to 1508 and encodes 490 amino acids. Gene Ontology annotation, biological process: lignin catabolic process. Gene Ontology annotation, cellular component: apoplast. The record is from RefSeq and is a predicted model, not a curated record. The transcript has 4 exons.
UCCAGCGUGGGACGCAGUGGGCGGACGGCCCAGAGAUGGUGACGCAGUGCCCCAUCCGCCCCAGCAGCCGUUACACCUACCGCUACAACGCCACGGGGCAGGAGGGCACGCUGUGGUGGCACGCGCACAGCUCCAUGCUCCGUGCCACCGUCCAUGGCGCCAUUGUCAUCAAGCCCAGGAACGGCGCCCUGGGGUACCCUUUCCCCAAACCCGACCAGGAGCGGAUCGUUAUGCUUGGCGAGUGGUGGAACGGCAACGUGUUCGACCUGGAGCGCAACGCCUUCCUCACGGGCAACCUGGUGCCUCAGGCCGACGCCUACACCAUCAACGGCAAGCCGGGGGACUUGCACAGGUGUUCGGGCGGCAGCAACCGCAGGCCCAGAACCUUCAAGCUCAAGGUGCGGAGCGGCUCGACGUACCUGCUCCGGAUCAUCAACGCGGCGGUGAACACGCCCAUGUUCUUCAAGGUCGCCGGCCACAGCUUCACGGUCGUGGGAGCCGACGCGGGCUACACGGCGCCGUACGAGACCGACGUCGUGGUGGUGGCGCCGGGGCAGACCGUGGACGCGCUCAUGGCCACGGCCGCCGCGCCGCCGUCGCGGCGCCGCUACUACAUGAUGGCCUCCCCCUACAACAGCGCGCGCCCGAGCCUCCCGUUCAGGAACAGCACCGCCACAGCCGUCGUGGAGUACGUCGACGUCGGCCACCAGCAGAACAAGCAGGGACCGCGGCGGCGGCGGCCGGUGCUCGCGCCCAUCAUGCCGCCGCCCAACGACACGGCGACGGCGCACCGCUUCUUCACGAGCCUGGCCGCGCUCGUCCGCCCGGGCGCCCGUGCCCCCGCCGUGCCGCUCGCCGUCGACACGCGCAUGCUCGUCACCAUCGGGCUGGGGCUCGCGGCGUGCAGGCCGGAGCAGACGCGGUGCAGCGGCGGCAGCCGGCAGCAGGUGUUCGCCGGCAGCAUGAACAACGCCUCCUUCGUGCUCCCCGCCGCCAUGUCCCUCCUGGAGGCGCACUUCAGGAACGCCACGGCGGGCGUCUACACGCGGGACUUCCCCGACGCGCCGCCCCUGGAGUUCGACUACACCAGGCCGCCGCGCGGCAUGAGCCUCGCGACGGCCAAGUCGACCAGGGUCAGGACGCUGCCGUACAACGCCACGGUGGAGGUGGUGCUGCAGGACACGGCGCUGGUGGCGCGGGAGAGCCACCCCAUGCACCUCCACGGCCACAACUUCUUCGUGCUGGCGCAGGGGUUCGGCAACUUCCGACGGGAAACCGCCGAGAAGCAGUACAACCUCGUCAACCCGCUCCAGAGGAACACCCUUGCCGUGCCGACGGGUGGAUGGGCUGUCAUUCGCUUCGUUGCCAACAACCCAGGAAUGUGGAUCAUGCAUUGCCACUUCGAUGCUCAUCUGCCGAUAGGGUUGGCAAUGGCGUUCGAGGUGCAGGACGGGCCAACUCCAGAGACGGCACUUCCUCCACCGCCGCCUGACUUCCCUCAGUGCUGAGUGCUCACUAAUGGGGUCAGUUGGAACUUGGAAGAAUAUGGAAAGUCAAUUGAUUCCAUAACGUUCUGCCUCUCUAGCUAGCUAGAUGUCAAGGUUGUUUGAUGACUUGUUCAUCGUGCAUGCAUGGAUAUUUAUGCUUCAACCUCAUUUGUAUUUACGCGUUGUUUAGGACUAUGUGCUCUUAGCUUGCAAUUCAAUUAAUUAAUCCUGCUCGCUGUAAGUCUAUACUGGGAAUGCAAUUCGGAUUUUGUACUA